This is a messenger RNA of Camelina sativa (false flax), 2161 nucleotides long. Its product is annotated as protein RBL-like. Gene Ontology annotation, cellular component: Set1C/COMPASS complex. Gene Ontology annotation, molecular function: protein binding. The record is from RefSeq and is a predicted model, not a curated record. Lineage: Eukaryota; Viridiplantae; Streptophyta; Magnoliopsida; Brassicales; Brassicaceae.
UUUGUUCUUCGCUCUUCUUCUUCUUCGAUUAACCUCUUAACACUGCAAUCUACUUCCCCAUUCCUUCUUUGAAGGAAUUAGUUUCUAAACACAUUAGAAGGUCACGACGAUCUCAAAGUACAUUUGUCUUUGGAGGAAUCGAAUUAAAGAGAUUAAUAGACAAACCUAAUAUCUCCCUCCCAGUUCCGUUGUAAUUCUCACAUCUCUUACCAACUUUAUUUAGGUUAGUUCGAUUCUCAAUCGUUUAGUUUCUUUUCUUUUCUCUCUCGCGUCGAGGUAUACGAAACCCUAAUUUCGAGGGGCCUGUGUUCACCCACUCAACUCGAUUUGCACACCUCCUCUGAGACCCAACAUGAACGCUCCGAUCAUAGAUCCAUUGCAAGGAGAUUUCCCGGAGGUGAUUGAAGAAUAUUUGGAACAUGGCGUCAUUAAAUGUGUUGCCUUUAAUCACCGCGGCUCUCUUCUCGCUGCCGGAUGUGCGGAUGGGGGAUGUGUAAUCUUUGAUUUCGAAACUAGAGGCAUUGCAAAGGAGAUUCGUGAUAUUGACUGCUCUGCUGCUAUCACAAGUGUCUCCUGGUCAAAGUAUGGUCACCGCUUGCUUGUUUCAGCUGCAGACAAGUCAUUAACUCUUUGGGAUGUCUCAACUGGUGAGAAGAUUGCUCGUACCAUUCUUCAGCAGACUCCGUUGCAGGCUCGCUUAAACCCUGGCUUGACUUCUCCUUCUCUCUGUCUUGCCUGCCCUCUCUCAUCUGCUCCUAUGAUUGUUGACUUUGAUAUUGAUUGCACCACUUUGCUUCCGGUUGCUGUCCCUGAGAUGCCUGAUGUGUUAGCUCCUCCGCAACGCAGUAAAUGUCCUGAAUCGAAUCCUCCUUUCUCUCCAGCUGCAGCGUGCUUUAACAAGUGUGGGGAUCUUGUUUAUAUUGGGAAUUCCAAAGGAGAGAUACUUGUCAUUGAUUACAAGAGUGUUCGUGUUCUUGCUUUGGUUCCUGUGUCUGGUGCGGCACCAGUGAAGAACAUAGUGUUUAGCAGGAAUGGGCAGUAUCUUCUCACGAAUUCUCACGAUCGUACUAUUAGGAUUUAUGAAAAUCUUCUCCCCGCAAAGAAUGUGCUUAAAUCGCUUGAGGAUUUGGGAAAGAACAUUGAUGGGAUUGAUGAUGGUGUUGAGAAACUGAAGACUGUUGGAUCAAAAUGUUUAACACUCUUCAGGGAAUUUCAAGACUCUGUUACAAAAAUGCAUUGGAAAGCACCUUGUUUCAGUGGUGAUGGUGAGUGGGUAGUUGGGGGUUCUGCGUGCAAAGGGGAACAUAAGAUCUACAUAUGGGAUCGAGCGGGGCAUCUUGUUAAAAUAUUAGAAGGUCCAAAAGAAGCGCUGAUUGAUCUAGCUUGGCAUCCUGUUCAUCCCAUAAUCGUCUCUGUUUCCUUGGCUGGUCUAGUAUAUAUUUGGGCAAAAGAUUACACUGAGAACUGGAGUGCGUUUGCUCCUGAUUUCAAGGAGCUUGAGGAGAAUGAAGAGUAUGUGGAACGCGAAGAUGAAUUUGAUUUGAUACCUGAAACAGAAAAGGUGAAAGUAUUAGAUGUUAAUGAAGAUGAAGAAGUUGACAUAGAGACAGUGGAAAAGGAUGCUUUCAGCGAUUCAGAUACGUCAGUGGAGGAACUUCGCUACCUUCCAGCUGAACCGAUCCCAGAUACAAAUGACCAGCAAGACAAUUUGGUUGAAAGCAUUAAGUUAGUUGAAGGUCAGAUAUCUGCAUCUCCUGCUUCUGAAGAGGCUGUUCAGAAUGGACAUGGGGCAGACCAUGUAUUAAGUCCACAAGGAGAAGAAUUGGGUGAUACACGAGGAAAGAGAAAAAGGAAACCAUCAGAGAAAGCCAUGGAGCUGCAGGCAGAGAAGGCAAAACCAUCGAAAGGGUCAGGCAGAACAGUAAGAGCAAAAUCCAGAGCAGGCAUUGAUCAAGAAAUUGAUGACAGUGUAAAUGAUGCGGAUGAUGAUGAUGAUGAUGCAUCUUAUUACUGAAGUAGGUUUACUAAUCUUUAUGUUGCAAAAGAAAAACAAGCUAGGACAUGGAAAGAUAUUUGUUUGAAUGAUUUAGUUGCAGGCAAUGAUGUGCGCUUCUACCACGUCACAUCUCUAUAUUGAAUCAAGUUUGGGAUAUGCACAAUA